GAUGGUAGGAUGAGCCGAAGCGAAAGCCCUAACUAAGAAAAAGCAAAAACAAAAAUAAAAAUAAAAGAAAGGAGAGAACUCGGAAGAAAACCCUUAUUCCCCUCUCCCUCUCACUAGGAAUUUAUUCAACAGCCUUGAAUACCGGUGGAAUGCUCAAACCUUCGAUUUAUUAAGAAAUUAAAUAGAGGUUGCUCGACGAUGAUGUCGACUCAGUUUCUGACGGCGUCGACAGCGCCGCCGCCGUUUCCGAAAUUUCAGCGUGGUGUCGGACUCCGAUUUCGUACCCUUACCCGUGUCUUCCCGUCUGGGAGUGGGACUGUGAAGUGUCUGCACCGCCACCCUGGGCUUACAUGGCGAGCCCGUGCAACAGAGGAGAGGGUCGAAGUGAGACCUUUUGCAAGCAUUUCUUCCUCGAGAAAUCAAGAAACAUCUUCUGUUGGCGUUAAUCCACAGCCAUCAGCACCGCCAUCGCCGUCAUAUGUGGGGUCGCCUCUCUUUUGGAUCGGAGUUGGUGUUGGUCUCUCGGCACUGUUUUCAUGGGUUGCUACGUACUUAAAGAAAUAUGCAAUGCAACAAGCUUUCAAGACAUUGAUGGGACAGAUGAAUUCUCAAAAUAACCAAUUCAACAAUGCAUCUUUUUCUUCGGGAUCACCGUUUCCAUUUCCUAUGCCUUCAACACCAGGGUUUUCUACCUCACCUACUCCAGCCACAUCUAAACCUGCUGUUACAGUGGAUGUGCCUGCAACGAAUGUAGACGCUGCACCGGCAACUGUUGUCAAAGAGGAAACAGAAGUGAAAGAGGAAUCAAAGAAACUUGGUUUUGUAGAUGUUUCUCCUGAAGAAGCUGAGCAAAAAAGUCCUUAUGAAAGCUUUAAAGAUGUUACUGGAACAAGUUCAUCCAAAGACAUUCAGACUGCUGAGGCGGUUUCACAAAAUGGAGCUGCUUCGAAGCCCGUGGAUGUUUCCCAAUGGUUGAAAUCUACUGGUACUUCUCCUGGUUCUGAGGGCUCCCCAUCUUCUCGUAAACCUAUCUUAUCGGUGGAAGCUUUGGAGAAAAUGAUGGAAGAUCCAACAGUGCAAAAGAUUGUUUAUCCUCAUUUACCUGAGGAGUUGAGGAAUCCUGAAACCUUCAAAUGGAUGCUACAAAAUCCACAAUACCGGCAACAACUCGAGGAGAUGAUAAACAACAUGAUGGGUGGAAACGGCGAGUGGGACAAGGGAUUGAUGGAUUCUUUUAAAGAUUUCGAUCUUAACAGCCCUGAGGUUAAGCAGCAGUUUGAUCAAAUUGGGCUUUCACCUGAAGAAACCCUUGCAAAAAUUAUGGGCGACCCUGAACUUACAUUGGCAUUUCAAAACCCAAGAAUUCAAGCAGCAAUCAUGGAUUGUUCACAAAACCCACUUAGCAUUUCCAAAUAUCAAAAUGACAAGGAGGUCAUGGAUCUUUUCAAUAAAAUAUCGCAACUCUUCCCCGGCGUGUCAGGUCCACCUUGAUUUUGUUCAUUAAUCCUGAGUUGCUAUUUACUUACUGGAAUAAACAUGUUCAUAAUUUGUCCUUGAUGAGUGAAAAAAUACAAAGCUUCCAUUACUGAACAUGCUCUAUUGCUCAUGGCUGCAAAUUGAGAUGCUUCAUCCUGCUCAAAACUGUGGCGGCCAGUCCUCAUAAGACUGAGUUGACCUGAUCAGAGUUCCCUCACCUCAGCCCAUGAUUAAGAAUAUGUACAAGUUUUCGUAAUGGCUUUUCUGCGAUGUUUUGACAGGUAGUUAAUUAGUUAAUCUCUCUCGCUGUUGCACUUAAAAGAAUUUAAUUGCACUCAUAGCUUCAUCUCUCUUGAUGGUAUCCUUAUUGUACUACA
Molecule: messenger RNA, 1853 nt
Organism: Juglans regia (Persian walnut)
Lineage: Eukaryota; Viridiplantae; Streptophyta; Magnoliopsida; Fagales; Juglandaceae
Product: protein TIC 40, chloroplastic-like
Exons: 14
Coding region: 199-1491 (430 amino acids)
Biological process (GO): protein import into chloroplast stroma; chloroplast organization
Cellular component (GO): chloroplast inner membrane; chloroplast thylakoid membrane
Source: RefSeq, a predicted model, not a curated record